AUGUCCCACCAGUCCCCACCAAUACAGACGGGCGCACAGCUGAUCGCCCACUCGCUAAAAUCCCUCGACGUGCGAAUAAUCUUCGGCAUAGUCGGCAUCCCAGUGAUCGAGGUGGCGGAAGCCUGUCUAGCCCUGGGGAUCAAGUUCGUCUCCUUCAGGAACGAGCAGGCAGCUUCCUACGCCGCGAGCGCGUACGGGUACUUGACCGGUCGACCGGGAGUUUGUCUUGUCGUCGGUGGCCCGGGGGUGUUGCACGCCAUGGCUGGCGUGAGCCUCCCACCGACUCGUUUACCACGCGCGGUGGAGAACUGAUUGAGAGGCGUGCAGGUCGGGAAUUCCACAGCGAACGCGACAUACCCAUUCCUACUCCUCGCCGGAAGCGCGGAAACCGGUGCGGGGCCUACAAGGGGUGCGUUCCAGCAGUUGGACGCGGUAUCACUACUGGCCCCGCACACGAAAUUUGCCGUUCGACCGCCGAGCUUGGAAGACCUGCCGCGGUCGAUCCGGGAUGCGUAUCGAUUCGCCUUCUACGGGAGGCCGGGGGUUGGGUUUGUCGAUUUGCCGGCGGACUAUAUCCAGGGUGUGCCGAGGGAAGUUGUGCCGAUUGAACGGGUGGAGGAGCAACCCCGGGUUCUUGGCGACCAACGGAGGGUGAUGGCGGUCGCGGAGGCGUUGAAGGGGGCGGAGAGACCGCUGGUCGUCAUUGGGAAGGGAGCAGCGUACGCCAGGGCUGAGGGGGUAUUGAGGGAGUUUAUCGAUGCGUAAGGAUUUACUGCUUUCCGCCAUCUAUCUGUCCAUCGAAAGACUCAUUGAGGCUGAUGAAGGCGAUAGGACUAAAAUUCCCUUUCUCCCGACCCCCCAGGGGAAAGGCGUCCUCCCAGACGACCACUCACUCAACACCUCGUCCGCCCGCUCCGCCGCCCUUGCAGGCGCAGACGUCGUCCUCCUCGUGGGCGCCCGGCUAAACUGGAUCCUGCACUUUGGCGAGCCGCCGAAAUGGUCCACGGGGGUACGCAUAGCCCAAAUUGAUAUCUCCCCCGAAGAGCUCGAUCGCUGCGCCGCCGAUCCGACACUCUCGAUCCAUGGGGACAUAACCUCCGUAAUCGCCCAGCUAAAAGCCCACCUCUCAGACCACCGUCACAUCUCCUCCUCCUGGAGCAACACGCUCUCCGAAUCCGCUGCCAAAAACUUAGCCAUAGCGCGGGCGAAAGCAUCGACGCCAACAAAUCCACUAACAUACCAUCGCACCUUUUCACUCAUUAAAUCAACUCUGGAAUCAUUAUCCCCAGGCGGCGCCGAGAACCUGGUCUACGUCUCAGAAGGCGCCAACACAAUGGACAUCUCGCGCAGCAUCUUCACCGUAUCACAACCCCGCCAGCGCCUGGACGCAGGCACCUACGCAACGAUGGGUGUAGGCCUUGGCUACGCCAUUGCUGCCGAAAUGGCUUACAACCACACCCGCGAAGCCUCUCCCCUCUCCUCCUCAUCAAUCAGGAAAAGGAUCAUAUCCCUAGAAGGCGACAGUGCCCUCGGCUUCUCACUUCCGGAAAUCGAAACCAUGUCCCGCUACCGCCUUCCGAUCAUCAUUUUUGUCAUUAACAACGGGGGCGUGUACCACGGCAUAUCCGACAACACGCCUACAUGGGGCGCGGAUUGGUGGGAUGUGGAUAAAGAGGGGAAGAGGAGGGAUAUUCUCCUGACGAGCACUGCGCUGGGUUUCGAGACUGAGUAUGAUAUUGUUGCUAGGGGAUUGGGAGGUAGGGGGUGGAGGGUUGUGGACGAGGGGGAGCUGGUCGAGGCUGUGCGAGAGGCGUGGAGGCAUAGGGAUGGGCCGAGUGUGGUGAAUGUUAUUGUUGCUUCUGGGGUUGGGGGAAAGUUGGAGUUUGGAUGGCUCGGGAAGGAGAAGGGGAGCGGGGGGAGUAAGUUGUAG
Messenger RNA from Tuber aestivum (summer truffle), 1930 nucleotides. The record is from the annotation of a GenBank genome assembly. NCBI's taxonomy places the organism in Eukaryota, Fungi, Ascomycota, Pezizomycetes, Pezizales, Tuberaceae.